This is a messenger RNA of Toxotes jaculatrix (banded archerfish), 3159 nucleotides long. It is a transcript of the gene lrrc59, whose product is annotated as leucine rich repeat containing 59. Gene Ontology annotation, molecular function: protein binding. The transcript is spliced from 8 exons. NCBI's taxonomy places the organism in Eukaryota, Metazoa, Chordata, Actinopteri, Toxotidae. The record is from RefSeq and is a predicted model, not a curated record. Bases 156 to 1139 code for a protein of 327 amino acids.
UGAGGCAGUCACCGCUGCCCAAAAAACACAGACUCACCAACAUUUCAGAGCUUUGCCACUUACUUCGUUUUUAGAAGCAGAACCACCCGUUUUCUUUCCGUCGUUUAUCGCACCUGAGCACAGUCUUGUCUCAGCUUUCGUAACAGGCGUCCAGAAUGAGUAAAAACAGCAAAGUGUUGAACCUGAAGGAUAAAAUCAGUGGCAAUGAAGUGGACCUGAGCCUGUGUAACCUCACUGAGGUGCCAGUCAAAGAGCUGGCUUUAUUCCCCAAAGCAACCACUGUGGACUUGUCUUGCAACAACAUUACCUCCCUUCCUCCAGAGUUCUGCAACCUGACCCACCUUGUGAAGGUGGAUCUGAGUAAAAACCAGCUGACCUGUCUGCCAGACGACCUGGGGAACUUGGUCAACCUUCAGCAUCUGGAUCUGUACAACAACAAGCUGACUGUCCUGCCUGUCAGCUUCUCUCAGCUCAGGAGUCUGAAAUGGUUGGACCUGAAGGAUAAUCCGCUGGAGCCCGUCCUGGCCAAGGCAGCAGGAGACUGUCUGGACGAGAAGCAGUGCAAACAGUGUGCCUCCAAGGUUCUGCAGCACAUGAGAGCCAUUCAGGACGAGGCCGAUCGAGCACGAGAGAAACGCCUUUUAAGGGAAAAAGAGCUGGAGAGGAAGAGGGAGGCAAAGCAGAGGGAGCGGGAGGCCAGAGAGAAGGAGGCCCGUAAACGGGAGAAGGCGGAGGAGAAGGAGAAGAGGAGGAAAGAGUACAAUGCUCAGAUGGCGGCCUUAGCUGCACAGGAGCAACAGAAGAAGAAGAGUGAGGAGAAGAAGAAAAAGAACGGACAGGCAGCAGGUGGGAAUAAAGAUAAAAAGGUCGUUGUGGAAUCAGCACCUAAACCUCGACGUUCUCUCGUUGGCCUGUUGUUCAAGUUCCUCUUCCUGCUGCUGCUGGGAUUAGCUGGAGUCGCCGCUGCCUGCCGGCUGACCGACCUGCAGAAGGAGGCCGCGUGUGUGCCGAUCAACGUCGCCGUGGACGACAGCCUGUCCUGGGCCAGGGAGCAGGAGGGUGUGGUCAGACAACUGGUGCAUAAUCUGUCAACUGCUGCAAAGGAGUUUCUUGAAUCCACACAAACAUCAAAGAGCUAAAUUCUCACUUGCCUCCAUCAAAACUCAGAGCUGCAGGUUUUCCACUCUCACCUGUGAAUCCUGGGAUGUUUUUUUUUUUUUUUUUUUUUUUAAUAUGCUGAAAUCAUGAUUCUCAUUAAGAUGGCCGACCUUGCAUCCCCUCACCUUGUUUGUGGUGCUGGGAGGUGAAGAGUCUGUACAGAUAGACAGAGGGGGACGGACAAAUGUGUUUAAAAUCAUCUUAAAUUCCUAUGGAAUUGUUGUCGCUCUUGUGUCCUCUUUGUACUACCGCCUGUUUUUUUUUAAAAAAAGUCACUGACUUAGAAUGUCUCCCUGUACACCAUGUCUUGCACUUGGACCAGCACCAGGGGUUGGUUCGUGUGCGUCAGUGCGUGACAUGGAGCGCAGGUUGCAUUUGAGAGGUGUUCAGUGUAACAUCAGGUGGCCCUGUCUGUGCUGCACUGGUGUGUCGAGUCACAUGUCAGCUGCCAGUCAGAGCUGUGCAUCAGCCAAUCAGUGUCAGAUGUGGCAGUCUGAGCGUGUGCGGUGAAGGCUGUGUGAAUGUAGAGCUCACUCUUCUUCACCCUCCACCGCCUUAAAUCUGCCAAUGCAGCAAAAUCUCACAGCUAAUCCAAACCGUCUGCUGAGCACGAGCGGAUUUUGUCUUAUCGCGGAUACAUUGGGCGUACAUGUCGGCUGAUAACUAACAAGAAACGGCACACAAAUGCCAAAGAUAUGUUUGAGGUCAUUUAGAAACAGUGUUGUCAUGACAUAGUUUGUUCACCAGGGAGCAAAACGUCCUGGUUAGUAAGUACUGCAUCUUAGUCACAACUCUAAAAUAACCAAAUUAUUGCAAGAAAAUGCACGAAAAGCUACUGUAAUGAUUGAUUGGUUGUAGAACGUAGUUGCUGAUCACUGACUAAUUGUUUCAACUCUAGUUUCUUAAGAAGAAUAUCAGCCGAUAUAUCGUCAUCAGAUUUUUCUUCCAAACUCCCAAACAUUGACACCUGUAUUGGCCUUUAAAAUCUGGCAUCAGUCAGGCCCUGAAUGCACACCCUUCCCAGUGCACAAAAAUGACCAUAUCAAAGAUUUUGCAUGCGUUAACUCAUUUACUAGAAAUCCUGUCUCUGUCGCAGGCAACCAUUUUGCUAAUCGUGCUUCAGAAUGUGUUUUUCCUACCGGUCACUGGUUUCCAUUCAUAUCCAUACAGUCUGAAAAGCAAUUAGCAGACUGUUGAAACUUGUAAUUAAUUAAUCGAAUAUUGAAUAUUAAGUUUUCCAUAAUUUAUCAAGGCUGUGCACACUCUCUGCACUGAGCCUGCAUUUCCAGUAAACAAUAAUGGAACUUUAACCAACAUCACUGGAGACUCGAUGUUCACUGUGAUGGAUUCGCUGAAUAAUAUUCCAGACACCACAGACGAAACAAAAACCAGUGGCUACGUAGAAGGUUUGGAAAAAUGCACAAACACAACGGCAGGAAAUUUGCAAAAAGAGGUUGGCUGUGACAUAUAAUACGUUUUGUUGUUAAGGGGUUGUCACUGUGGUAUGGUCCUUUUCAGUAGUGCUGCAGUUGCACAAUUUAACACAUCUGGUGAACCAAGGACCAAGAGUUGAUAUUGAACUCAAGAUCCAAACUUUGAAAUUACUUUCUCCUUUCAUCUGUCAUCUUAACUAUAGAAAGAAAAGGUAAUGGUCAGACUAUUUUCCUGUUCGCUUUCAAUUUCAACUGCUGAUUUUUUUAAAAAUUGAAACGUACUUGCUGCCUUUGCUGCUCUGGUCCUUGUACAGCUUUGUCCGUGCUCAAACAUUGUCAGCAUCAUUAAAUGGCUAUGCACUGCAAGGAUUAUUUCAACGUUGUGCUUUUGAAGCAGGAAACAAGUCAAACUUCUCAAAUGCAUCAAGGCCUAAUUUUGUCUUAGUAAAAACAAGCUGUUCAAGAGCUUUGCCUAAAUAAAAUACAACCUAAAAUUAGCAAAACUAUUAUUUAAAAUCAUUUUUGCUUGUGCACUUAUUGCUAAAGAGUAAGUAAACAUGACUAAGAC